CAGAACAUAAAAUCUGAAAUAGCUGAUGUGUCUGCUAAUCCUCAAGGUCUACUUCUAGAGGCCCUUCAUUCGGUUGGAUAUUCCGGGGCACUGGCAAAACCUUUGAUGGCUUCAGAAUCUGCUGUAAACCGGUUGGAUGUUAGCAGCUUGGAAGAAUUUGUUGCUGAACAUUACACUGCUCCCAGGAUGGUUCUUGCAGCAUCAAGAGUUGAUCAUGAUGCGCUGAUUUCAGUUGUAGAACCACUUCUGUCUGACCUUCCGUGCGUGAAACGUCCUGAAGAGCCAAAAUCUGUGUACGUGGGAGGCGACUGUCGCUGCCAAGCAGAUUCUCCAAACACACACAUCGCACUUGCUUUUGAGGUGCCAGGUGGUUGGAAUCAAGAGAAAACUGCAAUGGUUGUGACAGUGCUUCAGGUAUGCCUUACAACUGUUGAAAUGAUCUAACUAUUUAUGGAUA
Messenger RNA from Zea mays, 457 nucleotides. RefSeq names its product mitochondrial-processing peptidase subunit alpha-like. Gene Ontology annotation, molecular function: metal ion binding. NCBI's taxonomy places the organism in Eukaryota, Viridiplantae, Streptophyta, Magnoliopsida, Poales, Poaceae. The record is from RefSeq and is a predicted model, not a curated record. The transcript is spliced from 3 exons. Gene Ontology annotation, cellular component: mitochondrion. The coding region runs from base 106 to 444 and encodes 112 amino acids.